AAAAUCAAAAGAAAAAAUAGACCGGGAGGAGGGAGGAGGGAGGAGGGAGGAGAGAGGAGAGAGAGAGGGGGGAGGGUUUGGGGCAGAAGAAAUCAGAGAUGUUGGGGAGAAUUAGAAGAGCUUCAAUUAGCUCUCUGGAACUAUUAGAGAUGGAGGAAAGGCCAUCUCCCAAAUUGAUCAAAGACGACCCUCUCUCCAUCUAUGAGAGCACUCUUAUGAAGCUCAGAGAAGGCUCUCUACGUUGUCAAAGCCUGCCCCCAGCCGAACCCUCUUGCCUGGAUGUCAGUUGCAGCACAGCAAGUGAUCCUCCUGCAACAAUUGGUGAUGAUUGUUCUUCCACUGAUUUAUCUCCUCUGUCCAAUGCAGAUCAACAUAUACCUAGGGGCUCAACGACACGAAGGGCCAAAAAUUUGUCCGUUCUUUUCCUGUUUUCUAAAUAUAAGAGUCCUAAAAAUGCUCCUAACUCAUCGGAAGAGGAUGCCAUGACAUUAGAGAACGUAUGCUCUUCUGCUUGUGCUUCUUCCACUGACAGCAUUUCUCAGUUCACGAGCAGCCACAGACAGCACUUGCCAGAGGAAUGCUUUCAUUCUGGGAUGAUUCAAUAGCAAGAAAGAAUAAAACAUAACUGCAACCUAAUUUUACAAUGUUGUAUUACUUUCAUUGGCAGGUGAUAAAUAAUGUAGUUCCUAUUUUUUAAACAAAUGACUUUAAGUUGUUGCAUCAAGGAUUUCAGCAAGACUUCUGGAGAAUGAUGCUCUCAAGAGUUUGAACCAUAAGAUUCGCCAUUUGGCUUUUGGCCAGCUGCACUUAUCCUGAGAAAGAGCUGUAAAAUGCUUAAACAGGCUAAAGAGGAUAUCUGAGAUGCGAGCAGCCCUUUGUAACUGCUGAAAUGAAGAUUAUUCUUGUUGUAUGUCAUAUUACCUGUCGUAUGUAUUUCACCUAAUGGAUAUCCAGGCAGAAUACCGUGAUUAUUUGAUUUAUUUCUCUUUUCUCUUUGGUGUGACAACUUCAUUUCUUGUACUUGACCGUGUCUUAAAUCUAUAAACUAAUAAUAGCAUUUACUCCCUAGAUUUAGACAUGUAAUUCGCGAUGAACUAUUUGUACCAAUUAUAGCUUAUAGCUUUUUAAUUUGGCUUAAUAAAUUACUGAAUG
This is a messenger RNA of Coffea arabica (coffee), 1152 nucleotides long. The record is from RefSeq and is a predicted model, not a curated record. NCBI's taxonomy places the organism in Eukaryota, Viridiplantae, Streptophyta, Magnoliopsida, Gentianales, Rubiaceae.